Messenger RNA from Schistocerca piceifrons (Central American locust), 2140 nucleotides. RefSeq names its product fizzy-related protein homolog. Bases 306 to 1829 code for a protein of 507 amino acids. Gene Ontology annotation, cellular component: anaphase-promoting complex. NCBI's taxonomy places the organism in Eukaryota, Metazoa, Arthropoda, Insecta, Orthoptera, Acrididae. The record is from RefSeq and is a predicted model, not a curated record. Gene Ontology annotation, biological process: positive regulation of anaphase-promoting complex-dependent catabolic process; positive regulation of ubiquitin protein ligase activity; anaphase-promoting complex-dependent catabolic process. Gene Ontology annotation, molecular function: anaphase-promoting complex binding; protein binding; ubiquitin ligase activator activity. The transcript has 2 exons.
CGCAGCAGCUGUGCUGCGUGUGUAGUGCAUUGGGAACAAGCGGAUGUGUGAUGUAGAUGUGCAGCAGCGUGUCAUUCUGUUUGUAUUCUGUGUUCAGGAUGCUUGAGGUCUAGAAGAAUCAGAGUUGUGGUAUAAUAACAGGAUAGACGUUCGUCAUAUAUCCUUCACGUUAUGAAUGUGAAUAUAUCGCCUGCUGCAGCAGACUACAUGAAGUUUCUAAUUACCACAUCGAAUGGAAGGCGAACCAUCUGACAGAACCAAGACGUCAUAAAGGAACGAUUUCAUUUUCUGCAAAUAAGCCAACAAUGUUCAACCACAGCUACGAGAAACGACUCUACUGGGUACCUGAUAAGAAUACUGUGUCUCCUUUGAAGUCUUCGAAUGCUGUAAAUGACUGCAGUAAAGGUGAUGCCACAAACUCUAUAGAGUACGGAUUGCAACGCUUUAGAUGUGUAAGAGACACUGUUGAAGUUUCUUGUGGACCCGAUCGAUUCAUCCCACGCCGCACUAGAUCAAGUUGGUACACUAAGUUUCCUAUGAUCUCAAAUAAUGAGCGACCAGGAUUGUCUUCAAGGAGGAGAAGGACUCGGGAAGCCGGUGAGUCGGCGAGAGAUGUGGCGACAUACACUUCUUUGUUAAAAAAUGAACUGCUGGGGUGUGAUAUUGAACGCAUUGAAAAUAGUUUGGAAGAAAGUGAAAAUUUACAACCGCUGGAUGGUAAAAAUUUAUUUCAGUAUUCAUCACCGUGCAAGGAAAGAUCUAUGUGUGAUGCUUCACGAGUGUCGUCCUAUUCUUUAUCACCUGUGAGUGCCAAAAGUGAGAAACUUCUUAACUCCCCCAGUAAAGUUACUAGAAAAAUACCGAAAAUUCCAUUCAAGAUUCUGGAUGCACCUGAGCUGCAGGAUGACUUUUAUUUGAAUUUGGUUGACUGGUCAUCUCAGAAUGUACUUGGUGUUGGUCUUGGCAGCUGUGUAUAUUUAUGGUCUGCAGGUACAGGUCAAGUCACAAGACUUUGUGAUCUUUCAGCUGACCAAGACUCUGUGACCUCUGUUGCAUGGAAUGAAAAAGGUAAUCUGGUAGCAGUGGGUACUCAUCUUGGAUACACUCAAGUAUGGGAUAUCAGUGUUAACAAACAUAUAUAUAAAACACAGUGGCAUUCAGCAAGAGUGGGUUCAUUAGCAUGGAAUGGUGACAGCCUCUCCUCUGGUAGCAGAGACAGGCUUAUCUUGCAGCGUGACAUACGUACUGCUGGUUCAGUGCCUCAAAGGAGUCUUGUUGCCCAUCGGCAGGAAGUUUGUGGUCUGAAAUGGUCUCCAGAUAAUCAGUAUCUGGCUUCUGGAGGGAAUGACAACCGGUUACAUGUAUGGAAUUUACAUUCCUUGUCUCCGUGUCAGACAUACACCGAACAUAAGGCUGCAGUGAAAGCAAUUGCUUGGUCUCCCCACCACCAUGGACUACUUGCUAGUGGUGGUGGCACAGCUGACAGAUGCAUAAGAUUUUGGAACACACUUACUGGACAGCCAAUGCAGUCCAUAGACACCUCUUCCCAAGUUUGCAACUUGGCAUGGUCCAAGCAUUCUUCAGAAUUUGUCAGCACUCAUGGAUAUUCCCAAAACCAGAUAUUGGUUUGGAAAUACCCUAGCCUGACACAAGUUGCAAAAUUGACAGGACAUUCAUACAGAGUUCUUUAUUUGGCUGUGUCGCCAGAUGGAGAAUCAAUUGUUACGGGUGCAGGAGAUGAAACAUUGAGGUUCUGGAAUGUGUUCAGUAAGACUCGAUCACAAAAGGAGAAUAAGUCCGUCCUGAAUUUAUAUGCAAGUAUACGAUAAUGUACAGGAAGAGAGAGAAGCAAACUGUGUUCCCUGGAGCAGAAUAUGGGACCAUGUUAGUUUAGGGAGAAAAUUUUUUUUACACGCAUAUUUGUGUAUCUGAAGUUCUUCUCAUUAAGUUUUGAAUUAAAACUGUGGGAGAAAUGGCUGCUAAAUUCCACUGUACGUGUUAACCUACUGAUGCUAGUCCUUUAAUUCAGUAUUUGCUAAAUUGAAAAGUUAGAUUUGUAUCAUUUUGCUGCUGUACUUUUCCUCUGGUUUUUAUGGGUUUUGUAAAUGUUCCCAUUGUUGUGAAAUUCCUGUUUUGUUAA